Molecule: messenger RNA, 4182 nt
Organism: Phymastichus coffea
Lineage: Eukaryota; Metazoa; Arthropoda; Insecta; Hymenoptera; Eulophidae
Product: PX domain-containing protein kinase-like protein
Exons: 8
Coding region: 529-2286 (585 amino acids)
Biological process (GO): endosome to lysosome transport; protein phosphorylation; protein targeting to lysosome
Cellular component (GO): late endosome; extrinsic component of endosome membrane; early endosome
Molecular function (GO): protein kinase activity; actin binding; phosphatidylinositol binding
Source: RefSeq, a predicted model, not a curated record
CUGUACAUAUACACACGCACAGGCCUACACAGGCUAGAGUCAGUCAGAAUGCGAUUGAAAGUAAUUUGAGUCGACUGUCGAGUCAUCGAGAGAGAAAAAAGACAAAGAUAACGAGGAGCCGAGAUGAGAGAGUGACAGGGCGAGGCAAGGAACUCACGCACAAUUUCACAGUUGAGUAAUUCUCUGCAAAGUUCGAGGACACAUACGGACAACGACAGUGUUAGAACAGCGAUCGAGCGAUUGAAGUCGUAAAGGAGGUGUGUGAAUUCAUAGAGUCGAUUGAGCGAGCGAAGAGCAGUAGACUGCAACGGUUCUCGUGCUCGAGGUUGAGAAAAAUUAUCAAAGAGUGUAAUGCGCUGAGAUGAGCUGGUGCAGGCGCGUGAUGCAUAGGACCGCGGCGCGGAAAUCACGCGACGAACAUUUUACGACGCAGCUCGGCCCGCAAAUCGGCGAGCCCUGCGCGGCCGCGGCUGCUGCUGCUGCUGAGGCUGCUGCCGUCGCCGCUCUCAGCCUCGAUUAAUAUGUUCAAUGGCUCUUUUCCAAAAGAGGUACACGAAUAAGGUGCUUUUAGACGACACCGAGCCUCUCACCAGUGUCAUCGAGAAUGCUAGAACUGUCGAUUCCCACACGGAGUACGUAAUAAAAACCCAAAGAGGACCAUUACUUGAAAAAUCUUGGCGAGUUUGCAGACGUUACAAUGACUUUGUCCAGUUGCAUUCUAUUUUAUCAUUAUCAGGUAUUAAUUUGCCAUUACCACCUAAAAGAAUUAUUGGUAAUAUGGAACCAGAGUUUAUAAUUCAGAGACAAGCUGCACUACAGAAUUAUCUAAACAUUGUACUCAUGAAUCCAAUUUUGGCUUCGUCAUUAUCUGUAAGGAGGUUUUUAGAUCCUGAGAAUUAUACAGCACCACUUCAUGAAAUAGCACUGCAGCAAGUGUCAUUAGCACUACGUAGUGAUGCUAAUUAUGAAGUUGGUAAGGCUAUACCUGACAUGGGUUGGCGAUUGAGAAAGCAUUAUUACACCGUAAAAAACAGACAAAAUCCCAAGCAAGAAUUACUUCUGGCAUGGGUUGAAUUUGGGCCUGAUAAACAUUUACAAGAUAAAGAUUUACAAGGUGUUUUCAAAAGUUUAGGAAGUCUGAAACAUUGCUACAUAGAACCAAUGAUACAUCAACAUGUAACUGAAAAUGGUGCUUUGACUAUUCGGAAUUUUCAUCCAGAUGGUACUUUGCGAGAUAUUUUAUGUAAUACUAAGCCAAAGCAACCAUUCAUUAAAAAAUAUGGAAAUCCAAAGCAAACUAAAUCAUUGACAGUCAGUGAAAUUUCGACUUAUGCUUAUCAGAUUUUAGAAGCUCUUAGUUUUCUUCACGAAAAAGGAUUACCUUAUGGACACUUGCAUACAGGGAAUAUUCUAUUGACUACUUCUGGAGCAAAACUAUUAGAUAUAGAAAAUGGUUUAUUAGGUUUACCAGCAUUCUACAGGCCAUAUGUGGUUCAAAGGCGGAAAUUACACGCGACGACUCAAGUAGAUGUGUAUGCUUUUGGACAUGUAUUAUAUGAAAUGGCCUUUGGAAGGCCUUUAUUAGAAGCCACAAUUGGAAAUUCUGAUCUACCACAUUGUGAUUCAAAAUUGAAAAAUCUUUUAGAAGUUAUAUUAUCCCACGAGGCCUUGAAGCAGGAUCUUCCUUCUGUUGCACAAUUGAUGGAACAUCCGAUUUUUGAAACAGCACGAAAAAAUUCUCUAUCUAAUGCGAGUGCGUCUGAAAAGCCGUAUUUUAAACUUAGUAGUCAUUUAAAAGAUGCACUUCUGGAAGCCACAAACAAGGCUGAAUCAAGACUGAGAGAUGAGCAGAAAGUAGCUAGACAUCAGAAAAGACUUGUCAAAGUUCAAGAAAUGAUGAGCUCUGAAGAAGAAAUGAAAAAAAGGAAGCAUAAAUUGAAAAAAGAACAAAAAUUGGCCCAAGAACGUACAGCCAAUCAGUUAAGUACAAAUGGUACCAAACAAAUAAAUGGCAAAAGUCCCGAAAGAUCCGACAGCCCAACUAGUACAUCAACUGCAACCAGUGUUGGUACUCUAACACCACCGUCCCACGGUUCCACUGAAGUGCAAUCAAUCAAAUCCAAACAAGUAAAGAAGGAUUCGUGUCCGCCGCCACCUCCAAUGCCAGUAUCUUCAAAUGUAUCUGCACCAAAAACACCAGUAUCAAAUGAAAGAGCAGCUUUAUUAGGAAGCAUUUGUGCGUUUAACAAAGCAAAACUGCGUAGUGUUGCCAAUGGUGUCCAUUGACAUUAUAUGUGCUUAUUGAAAUACAAAGUAUACAGAUAUAGUUAGUUCACAUUCCAUUUUGAAAUUACAUGAAUGUCGACAUCCGAAUUGGACGAAAUCUUAUCAGUCGAAACGUUCUACAUUGUACUACUAAUAAAAUUUCAUUGAUGGUUUAUACAUAUACGUAUGUUAUAUAUACACACACACACGCUGGUGUUAGGUUUUUCGUACGACUGAAUUUUGAAUUGACGUUUUCUUAAGAGAAAAUUAAUUGAAAUUCAUCGCCGUGCUGUGAUUUCUGGUUAAAGUACGAUUUUCGUGAAAGUAGUGUUAGACUUCCGUAUUGAGCCUACACUAAAAACAGAAAACUUAGGAGUAUCUAAGAGAUGUUAACUAUAUUCAAAAUAAUCUAAUUGUACACUUCAUAAAAUUAAUAUGGACAUCGUAAAUUUGUAAUCGAGAUGUUGUAUUCUAUUGUUCUUGUAGAAUAAUACAGCAUCGUUACUUCUACAACUUUGACUAUUGUAAACUUGCUUAAAAAAACCGAUUUUUGAUGUUUGGAUGAUGGAUAAACAAUAACUAUAAAACUAUUGCUACAAUUUUGUAAAACGUUGUUUUCAUAUACAUAUAGGUGUGUACGUAUGUGUGUGAGCGCGGGAGCAGAUGCGUGUGUGUGUUAGUAUUUCCAUUUAGAAAAUAGAAGUAAUUAGUUAAAUUUGUAAAUUCGCCUUCUACAAAUAUAGAAAAAAAUUUAAUUUAAAAUAAAACAAUAAAACUGGAAAACAUUCAUACUUAAAAAUGUAAGAGCUUUUCAUCCAAACAUUGAAAUGGUGAAAAAAUAAUAGAUUAAUACUUUUUUGUAAAUAUUAGAAAAAGAUAAAGUCAAACAAAUUUUUAACAUCAAUAAUGACUGUAACAUAAGUUUUUAUCAGCUAUACAACAAUCUGUUAAAGGUGUAGUAACGUAUAAAUGCGUAAUCCUCCGAGGCCGUCGAAAUACGUGCAAAGUUUCCACGGAGACUAUAUAAUACUUAUGAACAUAUUGUGUAGAGAAUUAUAUGCAUAUAAUCAUAUGAAAAUACUUACAUAUAAUAAAUUAUUUAUAGUGAAGGAUCUAUAAAGACUAAUUAUAAGAACCAAAAUGUUACCUAUGUUCUAUAGGAAUCUUCCAAAAUAUAUUUAAAAAACCUACGAGAUUCAUUUAUAUUUAUUAUAAUAUUAUGCUAACAUUAUUAAACUUAUUGAUGUUUUACAAAUUUUAACAUUUUAAUUAAUAAUCUAUUUGAUUUAUCGAUUAUAAUUAUUGUGAUAUUAAUAGUUAUAAAUAUAAUAAUUUAUAGUAUAAAUGUUUUCUAUGUUGAUCUUUCUCCAAAACUGUACAAAAUCUAGUUGAAUAAAUUAUGACAUUACUUACGCACAAAAAUCAUUACUGCAGUUUAAAUAAAGAUCAGAUAUAAUGCAUUUUCGAUACUUCGGGCGCGAGGACUCUAUUUACGCACGCUCGGAACAGGAAACGUGCUUCAAAUCUCGUUUUGCACACGUCGUAUCAAAAAAUAAAGUUAGAAAGAAUUUUAGUCUCGUGUGACUUCAUCUUCGCUCAGGUACAAGCUUCUAUACGAGACUCAAAUCACUUUAUCGUAAUAGUAUCAAAAUGUAUUAUUUUAUCACAAUAAUGAAUUCUUACAUAUUUCUAUCGGCAUUUCGUUGUGACGUGGUUAAUUGCGAGGUCAAGUUCACUAGGUCAUACAAAGUAUAAUUAGUUAAUGACAAAUUAGCUCACUGAUUAAAUCUUACAACUACUUAUAGAUUAUUCUACUUGAAAUAGCUUAACACGUUCUUCACAUAAUUCAGAUCCAAAGUAAAUAAAAAGGUUUCCAACCUAUUGAAUGAUAGAAAUUCCUUUUGAUUUUUUUUAAGU